AUGAUGUCAAUUCAUCUGGAUGAGGGUCCAGUUAGAAGGCCACAGCAGCACAGCGACCCAUUAAUUAGAAAGAUCCAAAGGGCAUGCCGUAUUUCUCUUCCAGAGCCAGAUCUCGCGUUGAAUUUGGAUGUUGCAGAUUAUAUAAACGAAAAACAAGGCGCCACUCCAAGGGAGGCUGCAAUCUCGAUUGUCAGAUUAAUUAACUCUAGAGACAGUCAUACUGCCAUCUUCGCUUUGAGCUUGUUGGAUGUUCUAGUCAAGAACUGUGGUUAUCCAUUCCACUUGCAAAUUUCAAGAAAGGAAUUCUUGAACGAGUUGGUCAAGAGAUUCCCGGAAAGACCGCCAGUUCGUUUUAGCAAAGUGCAAAGAUUGAUUUUGACUGCCAUUGAAGAAUGGUACCAGACGAUUUGUAAGCACUCGCCUUACAAAGAUGAUAUGGGCUAUAUCAGGGACAUGCAUAGACUAUUGAAAUAUAAGGGAUACACAUUCCCCAAGAUUAACAGCGAAGAUCUUGCUGUUUUGAAACCAAGCGACCAUUUGAAGACCCCAAGUGAAAUUCAGAAGGAGCAGGAGAUCGCCCAGGCUGCUAAAUUGGAAGAAUUGAUUAGACGUGGUAGACCUGAGGACUUGAGAGAGGCAAACAAAUUGAUGAAAGUUAUGGCCGGUUUUAAAGAAGAUAACGCUAUUCAAUCAAGACAAAUCUUAAAUGAAGAAUUAACAAAGUUGAAGCGUAAAGCAGACCUAUUGAAUGAAAUGUUAGGCGCUAGUGAAUCUCCAGAUAUGGAGAAUGAAACUAUUGCGGAAUUGUAUAACGCUUUGAAAUCUUCACAACCAAGAUUUCAGAAGAUUAUCGAGGAAGAACAAGACGAUGAUCAGUUCAUUCAAGACUUACUUCACUUUAAUGAUACUGUAAACCAAUUGGUUGAAAAAUAUGAACUCUUAAAAGCUGGUCGUGUCGGUGAAGUAAACCAAAUCAACAUUCCUAACAUUUCGACAACCGUCAACAACAGCGGCGCGUUGGCUAAUGAAAUCAAUCUAAUCGAUUUCGACGAUGAAGAGGAAGAUACAGGAGCAGCUUCAUCUAACAACAAUGGAACUGCUUCAAAUAAUACAGAAGAUGAUCUAUUGAGUGAUUUGAACAAUUUAUCUUUCUCUGAUAACAAGAGUAACAACAACUUUGGAUUUGGUGGAAGUAUAGCUCUUGGUUCAACUACCCCUGCUGCUCCAGUCACCACAACUACAACUACUACGACAUCCAAUAAUAACUUCGAUCUGUUAGGAGAUCUUUCGUCUCCUUCACCCGUUCAAACUCAACAAACCAAUAGCUUUAGCAAUGAUCUAUUAAGUGAUUUGUCAAGUGCCCCACCAUCACAACCUCAAAACCAAACCGCAAGCUCCAAUAACCGUCAACUAGUCAGUCAAUCUGACAUUUUAAAGUUUGAAUUCUUGAUAACUAGGGAAUCUGAAAGUACUAUUAAAGUGACAUCAUUCUUCUCUAAUUUAUCUAUUUCUCAGAUUUCCGACUUGACUUUAAUGCUUGCUGUUCCUAAGGCCCAAUCUUUGAGAUUAUUGCCGCAAUCCAACACCACUUUGUCAUCCUUCUCAACUGAUGGUAUCUACCAAGAGAGCUGGAUUGACAAUGCUGUAAAAGAUGCACCAAAACCACUUAGAGUGAAAUGGAAGGUAUCCUACAAAGUUAAUGGUACUCCAAAGGAAGAGUCAUCUGUCUUCACCUUCCCAAACAUUUAA
Molecule: messenger RNA, 1749 nt
Organism: Kluyveromyces marxianus DMKU3-1042
Lineage: Eukaryota; Fungi; Ascomycota; Saccharomycetes; Saccharomycetales; Saccharomycetaceae
Gene: GGA1
Product: ubiquitin-binding protein
Exons: 1
Coding region: 1-1749 (582 amino acids)
Biological process (GO): protein transport to vacuole involved in ubiquitin-dependent protein catabolic process via the multivesicular body sorting pathway; Golgi to vacuole transport; Golgi to endosome transport
Cellular component (GO): trans-Golgi network
Molecular function (GO): ubiquitin binding; phosphatidylinositol binding
Source: RefSeq, a predicted model, not a curated record